Monosiga brevicollis MX1 is the source of this 1065-nucleotide messenger RNA. RefSeq lists its product as uncharacterized. The coding region runs from base 202 to 1065 and encodes 287 amino acids. The record is from RefSeq and is a predicted model, not a curated record. The transcript is spliced from 5 exons. Lineage: Eukaryota; Choanoflagellata; Craspedida; Salpingoecidae.
CUGAUCAUCACGCACAGAAUGUUUAUGCGCGACAUCGCCAUCUUCUCGAGUGCCAGCUGAGCCUGCUUAUCCUGUUCGUCUGCUGACUUGUUGUGCCCCAAAAGGCUCAAUAAGUGUUCAUCGUUCCCUCUGCCCGACGUACCUGCCUGCGUUUUACUCAUGUACCUGCGCAUGUGACUGUUUCGAAGCUUUAAGCGUGCCAUGGGUGCAGCGCUGGAGCAUCAGCAAGACAGCUUCCUCGACUCUUUACGACGGCAUGAUGAGCGCACCAAAGAGCUGGAAGCCCAGCUGCGCGAUGCUCAGCAAGAGAAGGACCAGAUGCAAGAGCAAGUUGAAGAUCUCAAGGCACAAUGGCCCAGUGUCGAUCUGCAAAGCACGGUGGCUUCCCACAUCGAAACUAUGCGCUCGGAAUACUCCCGCGUCAAAGAAGAGUUGACUUCAACCAAAAGGCAGCUGGCUGCUGCAAAUACAAGAAUACGGCAUCUGCUAGAAACAUCCAACACUGCCCUGCCUACAUCAAGCCUCAACUCAAAACCUCCGAUUCUACCUAUCGGUGCCGCAUCAUCCAAGGAUCUAGCAAGAAGCACUCACAAAGCGACUAGAAAGACUGCCCCUGCUCCUCAUGGGGCAUCAUCGCCUCACACCUUUCUUCUUCCCCCUGCCACCUCACGCCCCGAGCCAAAGCCCCCAGUCUCACUUCAGCCUGAUGACAGCUCCUGGGCCUAUGAACUGACACCGGCAAAGGUUCCUGCCGAACCUAAAAUUCCAGUGGUAGUCCCAGCCUCGCCACGAGCAUCAUGCGAGGAUGUGCCGCCCGUUCCCAUGCAUGAUGACAUCAACGCCAGUGUCAGUUACAUUGCUAUUGAUUCGCCUGCCGAUUGCCACACGACUGCAUCCACUCACAUCGCGUCGACCCAGGCUGCGUCGGUAUUGGUUUGGCGAGCACACACAGAUGAAGUCUUCACACUACCCACACAAGCCCAGCAUCCUGUCCUCGGAAAUACAGAUGCUGUCAUAGCGAACACUCGCAUGUAUCAAAUGGCUGCCGUGAACAAGCGCACUUGA